AUGACGCGGAGCUGCUGCCCCAGCUUCUACGGCAUCGUCCAGAUCGUGGCCCGCACAGCCGCCUGGAUGACGAGCGUGACGACGCUCGUGAUUCUCGCCUUCAUCAUCAACCAAUGGCCUGACAAGGGCGGCGCCAUUGCAGCCGGCCUCGUUGGCGUGAGUCUCUCUCUCUAUUUCUCUCUUUUGACCUCUCUUCUCUAUUCCUACACACAUGAUGACCCUGGCCGUGUCUUCCUCCACUGGUCAUCACCAAAACCAAAACCUGAUCUGAUGCUGUGCCCGCAGUCCGCCAUCGCCAUCCUCAACGACUCGUGGAUCGUCGUCGCCAACAUCGACCGCGCCCUUGGCUUCCAGCAGCUCUCGCCCGCCCGCGCACUGCUGCACGACCUCUUCUCCCUCGCCGUCUCCCUCGGCGGCAUCGUCAUGAUCAUCUUCUCGCGCUACUCGGACGCGGCCGACGGCUUUGCCGCGCUCGACAGCGACUCGGCGCCCCAGGUCACGGCCGCCGCGGGCCAGACGGACGUCAUUAGCAGGGAGGGCUUUUCGCAGGUCCGCAUGAUGGCCAUUGCGGUCUGGCUGCUCACUGCUGUUGUCGUGUGGCGAUUCAUCUUCAUCAUCUGGGGUGGCUUCGAGUGCCUCUACGAGUUUCGGCUGAUUCAUGCGCGACCUCGGCGACGACAACAAGACAUGGUCCAGGUCUGA
This is a messenger RNA of Trichoderma reesei QM6a, 702 nucleotides long. RefSeq lists its product as uncharacterized. The coding region runs from base 1 to 702 and encodes 233 amino acids. The transcript has 2 exons. NCBI's taxonomy places the organism in Eukaryota, Fungi, Ascomycota, Sordariomycetes, Hypocreales, Hypocreaceae. The record is from RefSeq and is a predicted model, not a curated record.